AUGUGGGCGCGGUCGAUUCGACUGGUGCGGCGCGCAGCGCUGCUGGCCCCAUUCGUGCUGACGGCGCUGGCGCUGCUCUUGCUGCCGCGCCCGCCCCCCUAUCGGUCCUCUGCCAGGCUACCCUCUCCGCCUCCGACCACGAUACCUUAUAAGGAAGAGUCUUUUGCACAGAACGCGAUAACUGAGAGUGAAAACGAGUUGAACAAUGACGACGAUACGAAGCGACCUUGGUUCAUGAGCGGGGGGGAAAGACGACCUAGGCACCAUGACAAAAUGGCAAGGCUUUUCCCGGAGGACCUGCCUGGGGAAGACAGAAUCGUCGAGCAGUUAAUGUACACGUUGCCCAAGGAUGAAGACGUGCCAAUGAAAAAGAUUCUGCUGGCUAAUGGUCUAGGCACGUGGGGAGUGUCGGGAGGCCGGACGGAGUUCAUCAGAAACAAGUGUCCAGUAGACAGAUGCACCCUGACAGCGGACUCGAGAGAAGCGGCCACAGCUGACGCGAUCCUGUUUAAAGAUCAUCACACGCCGUACAAUAUUAAGCGGCCACCAAGCCAGAUCUGGAUUUUGUACUAUCUGGAGUGUCCGUACCACACCGCGUCCUUACGUCCGACGUCCAUUGACGUGUUCAACUGGACAGCUACGUACCGUCGCGACUCCGACAUCGUAGCGCCCUACGAGAAAUGGGUCUACCACGACCCGGUGGUCACAGAGAAGGAACUAGAACGGAAUUACGCUGCGAAUAAGACAAAGAAAGUCGCCUGGUUCGUGUCAAACUGUCACGCGCGCAACCGUCGGCUCCAGUACGCGCGACAACUUGCCAAAUAUAUCCCCGUGGACAUCUACGGCGCGUGUGGCCCGCACCACUGUCCCCGAACAGAUCCCAACUGCCUCGAAAUGCUGGACAAGGAGUACAAGUUCUACCUCGCCUUUGAAAACUCCAACUGUCGGGACUACGUGACUGAGAAGUUUUUUGUCAACGGGUUGCAACACGACGUGCUUCCAAUUGUAAUGGGCGCAAGGCCACCUGAAUACGCUGCGGUCGCGCCGCACAAUUCAUACGUGCACGUGGAAGAGUUCGCCAAUCCUGAGGAAUUGGCCACCUACCUACAUCGGCUGGAUGAAGACGAUACGCUUUACAAUUCGUAUUUCAAAUGGAAGGGCACUGGCGAGUUUAUAAAUACCUACUUCUUUUGCCGAGUCUGCGCCAUGGUGCACGCGAAUGCUCGGCGGCAGCGAAACGCACAUUACACGGACGUUCAAGCUUGGUGGCGAGACGCGACCUGCACGCGCGGCGAUUGGCGAACGACGGUACGCGACUCACGCGACAACGGCUAA
Messenger RNA from Leptosia nina, 1335 nucleotides. The record is from the annotation of a GenBank genome assembly. NCBI's taxonomy places the organism in Eukaryota, Metazoa, Arthropoda, Insecta, Lepidoptera, Pieridae.